Messenger RNA from Dentiscutata heterogama, 303 nucleotides. The record is from the annotation of a GenBank genome assembly. Lineage: Eukaryota; Fungi; Glomeromycota; Glomeromycetes; Diversisporales; Gigasporaceae.
AGAAGUAAUAUUAUAAUCGAUAUUAUUAAUAAUAAUGAUUUUUGGUCAAAACUCAAAUUGUUUUAUGAGUUGUUAAAACCAUAUAAUUAUGUUAUAAAAAUUCUUGAAUCAGAAAAAGCAACAUUAGAUCAACUAAAUUAUGUAAAUCAAGAGGGUCCAUUUUCUGCAUUAUCUAUUAAAAAUCCAAGUUUUACAAAAUUUCCAUUAAGAUACUGGCAUACUAUGCUAAGUGCAGCUCUGAAUUUAAGUGAAUUAGUAUAUCAUCUUUUAUCAAUUCUAUCUAAUUUUGCAACUUUUAAACAG